GUGCUGGAGAGGGGGGCCACGGGGUCUGGAGAUCCCGGGCGGCGGACCGGAGCCCUCCCCCCGCCCCGCCUCCGGGGCACCAGCUUCGGCUCCAUUGUUCCCGCCCGGGCCGGAGGCGCCGAGCUCCGAGCGCCACUGGGAGUCGAGCGCCGGCCGUGGGGCUCUCGCGGCCCCGCCAGGACCCGAGCGGAGCCCGGGGGCGGCGGGCCGGAGCCGGGGACGCGGGCGCCCGCCCGCCCGCACAAGCCACGGCGGACCCUCCAGAGGCGGAACCGCAGCGCCGAGUGAGAGUCAGCUUGCACGGGAGGGUCAAGCCCACGGCAGAGUCUCCAUGGAGGUGCGGAACCUUGUCACCAACUUCUAACUGCGGAACUGGGAUGUGGAGCUGGAAGUGUCUCCUGUUCUGGGCUGUGCUGGUCACAGCCGCGCUCUGCACUGCCAGGCCAGCGCCAACCUUGCCGGAACAAGCAGCCCAGCCCUGGGGAGCCCCCGUGGAAGUGGAGUCCCUCCUGGUCCACCCCGGUGACCUGCUGCAGCUCCGCUGUCGGCUGCGGGACGAUGUACAGAGCAUCAACUGGCUGCGGGACGGGGUGCAGCUGGUGGAAAGCAACCGCACCCGCAUCACGGGGGAGGAGGUGGAGGUGCGGGGUUCCGUGCCCGCCGACUCCGGCCUCUACGCCUGUGUGACCAGCAGCCCCUCGGGCAGCGAUACCACCUACUUCUCCGUCAACGUCUCAGAUGCUCUCCCCUCCUCGGAGGACGAUGAUGAUGAUGAUGACUCCUCUUCAGAGGAGAAAGAGACAGAUAACACCAAACCAAACCGUAUGCCCGUGGCUCCGUAUUGGACGUCGCCAGAAAAGAUGGAAAAGAAACUGCACGCGGUGCCAGCUGCCAAGACAGUGAAGUUCAAAUGCCCUUCCAGUGGGACCCCUAACCCCACGCUGCGCUGGCUGAAAAAUGGCAAAGAAUUCAAGCCUGACCACAGGAUCGGAGGCUACAAGGUCCGUUACGCCACCUGGAGCAUCAUAAUGGACUCCGUGGUGCCUUCUGAUAAGGGCAACUACACCUGCGUCGUGGAGAACGAGUACGGCAGCAUCAACCACACCUACCAGCUCGAUGUCGUGGAGCGGUCCCCUCACCGGCCCAUCCUGCAGGCAGGGUUGCCAGCCAACAAGACAGUGGCCCUGGGCAGCAAUGUGGAGUUCAUGUGUAAGGUGUACAGCGACCCGCAGCCCCAUAUCCAGUGGCUAAAGCACAUCGAGGUGAAUGGGAGUAAGAUUGGUCCGGACAACCUGCCUUAUGUCCAGAUCUUGAAGACGGCCGGAGUUAAUACCACCGACAAAGAGAUGGAGGUGCUGCACUUAAGGAAUGUCUCCUUUGAGGACGCGGGGGAGUAUACAUGCUUGGCGGGUAACUCUAUCGGACUCUCCCAUCACUCUGCAUGGUUGACCGUUCUGGAAGCCCUGGAAGAGAGACCGGCGGUGAUGACCUCGCCCCUGUACCUGGAGAUCAUCAUCUAUUGCACGGGGGCCUUCCUCAUCUCCUGCAUGGUGGGGUCUGUCAUCAUCUAUAAGAUGAAGAGCGGCACCAAGAAGAGUGACUUCCACAGCCAGAUGGCCGUGCACAAGCUGGCCAAGAGCAUCCCUCUGCGCAGACAGGUAACAGUGUCGGCCGACUCCAGCGCAUCCAUGAACUCUGGGGUCCUGCUGGUUCGGCCCUCGCGUCUCUCCUCCAGCGGGACCCCCAUGCUGGCUGGGGUCUCUGAAUACGAGCUUCCCGAAGACCCUCGCUGGGAGCUGCCUCGGGACAGACUGGUUUUAGGCAAACCCCUGGGAGAGGGCUGCUUUGGGCAGGUGGUGUUGGCGGAGGCCAUUGGGCUGGACAAGGACAAACCCAACCGGGUGACCAAAGUGGCUGUGAAGAUGCUGAAGUCGGAUGCAACAGAGAAAGACCUGUCGGACCUGAUCUCCGAAAUGGAGAUGAUGAAGAUGAUCGGGAAGCACAAGAAUAUCAUCAACCUGCUGGGGGCCUGCACGCAGGACGGCCCCCUGUAUGUCAUCGUGGAGUACGCCUCCAAGGGCAACCUCCGAGAGUACCUGCAGGCCCGGAGGCCGCCGGGGCUGGAGUACUGCUACAACCCCAGCCGUCAUCCCGAGGAGCAGCUGUCCUCCAAGGACCUGGUAUCCUGCGCCUAUCAGGUGGCCCGAGGCAUGGAGUAUCUCGCCUCCAAGAAGUGCAUACACCGAGACCUGGCCGCCAGGAACGUGCUGGUGACGGAGGACAACGUGAUGAAGAUCGCGGACUUUGGCCUCGCUCGUGACAUCCACCACAUCGACUACUAUAAGAAGACGACCAACGGCCGACUGCCUGUCAAGUGGAUGGCACCCGAGGCCUUGUUUGACCGGAUCUACACCCACCAGAGCGACGUGUGGUCUUUUGGGGUGCUUCUGUGGGAAAUCUUCACUCUGGGCGGCUCCCCGUACCCUGGCGUCCCCGUGGAGGAGCUUUUCAAGCUGCUGAAGGAGGGUCAUCGUAUGGACAAGCCCAGUAACUGCACCAAUGAGCUGUACAUGAUGAUGCGAGACUGCUGGCACGCGGUACCCUCUCAAAGACCUACCUUCAAGCAGCUGGUGGAAGACCUGGACCGCAUCGUGGCCUUGACCUCCAACCAGGAGUACCUGGACCUAUCAAUGCCCCUGGACCAGUACUCCCCCAGCUUCCCCGACACCCGCAGCUCUACCUGCUCCUCUGGGGAGGAUUCCGUCUUCUCUCACGAGCCCUUGCCCGAGGAGCCCUGUCUGCCCCGACACCCGGCCCAGCUGGCCAAUGGCGGACUCAAACGGCGCUGACUAGCACCCCGCACCCCUCCCCGGACUCCAUCCUCAGCUACGGCCCCGGCCCCACUCCCGCUGGACUCACCGCCUCCUUCCUGCCCUUCCUGCUGGCAGGAGCCAGCUGUCUCCCUGAGGCCGUCGCCCCCGAGCUCCCCUCUCCUCCUCCUCCUCCUCCUCCUCCUCCCAGCCUGCCGCUGAGACAGAGGAGCAGGGAGGCGGGGACUUGCUGAUGGCCACUUGGUUCCGUCCCACAUGUUGGACCGAGACCCCUCCCAGCCGCCUGGCCCUGCCUGGAGGGUCAGGCAGUGGGGGGACGAGCACGCGAGGCAGAGCCGGCCGAGCUUCUCUGUGUUGGUUUUGUCUGCUCCACGCAGCCUGUGUUCCCGCGGCAGGUGCCUGGUCCUCGGGCUACAGCAGGAGUGAGGGGGGUUGGUCAGCACUCGGGCCUCCGUGGAAGGCGACCUCUGCUCCAGAUGGAUGGUGCCAGUGGCUUAUUAAUUCCGAUACUAAUUUGCUUUGCUGACCAAAUACCUGGUACCAGAGGAUGGGGACGCCAAGGCUGGGAGCAGUGUUGUGGCCCUGGGGCCCAGCCCCAAAGCAGGGGCUUUGUACAUAGCUAUGAAGAAAACACAAAGUGUAUAAAUCUGAGUAUAUAUUUACAUGUCUUUUUAAAAGGGUCGUUACCAGAGAUUUACCCAUUGGGUAAGAUGCUCCUGGUGGCUGGGGGGCAUCAGUUGCUCUAUGUUAAAAACAAAGAAAAAAGAAAAAAAAAAGGAAAAUGUUUUUAAAAAGGUCAUAUAUUUUUUGCUACUUUUGCUGUUUUAUUUUUUUAAAUUAUGUUCUAAACCUAUUUUCAGUUUAGGUCCCUCAAUAAAAAUUGCUGCUGCUUCAUUUUUAUACGGGCUGUGUGACACGGGAGAGAACGUCAGCUGCAGAGGAGCAAGGCUGACGGGCUCUGGGGCUGUCUGUGGUCCCCACUCCCAGCCGGCUCUUCCCCUCAGGUCCUGCACUGAGGCCUCCGGACAAGCCUCCUAGCUCUGCGAUGCUUUCGGAAAGGCACGGAAGGAAGACGGCUGCGUGAUGGGCAGGGAGCAGAGAAGCUGGGCCUGGGGCCAGGCCCUGCGGCCCUCUCCACCACGGACCGUUUCCUCGGGGGAGAGGGUGAGGCCAGGUGGGGGUCUGAGGGUCAGACAGGGAGCUGGGGGCCGACCUCAGAAGAGCCAGCAAGUAGGCUAAGCGUGAUUCGACGAGGGCCUGCAGGCACUGAGACCCAGAUGCGGGCUGCCCCUCUGUGUGGGUGUGGCUUUGCCCGUGCUUCUGUGUGAGGGAGGACUCGGUCCCCUGAGACGAGCUUUACCUUCAGGCCCCUUGCUUCAUGUUUCUUGUCUCCCAGGCUAUUCUGUGUCCGUGAUUCCCCCUCCCCCCUGCCCACUCCACGCUUCCUGAAUUCGUGUGAUCAGACUGCGUGUGUUGGGACGAUCGCACACCUUGGCUUCCUGUGGUUCUUCCUAUACAAACUCCACCCCAGCCCCCAGGAAAGGGAGAACGUUGUCUGAAUGUUUGUGCUCUGGCUGCUUGGACGUGUUCUUCCUCCACCACCUGCUGGUUAGUACUGCCCUCACCAAGUAGGUCCUGGCUCCUUGGCACCUCCGUGCUCAGCCUGCUGGUACUCGGCUUCUACCCCCAGAUCUUGCUCUUUGCUGGAUUCCUUCUGAGUGCAAAAGGAAGUCCAGCACGCUUUCAUUCCUGUCGGGAGAAUGGGCUUGCUCCUGAAGUUUCCUUUCUGAGCUACUUCUUGGCAGCUGCAGUGCUGGCCACUGUUGUAAAGUCCUCUCUUCUCCUGGGUCUCCUCUGUGAAUGAAUAUGCAACUGUCAACAUAUCGUGAUUUGUGUUUAUGUUUAAAGAAGGCAUAUGUUGGCAGAGCCAGGAAAUGAAUUUUAGCACUUAAAAAACCAUUUGCCUGA
Molecule: messenger RNA, 4799 nt
Organism: Balaenoptera ricei (Rice's whale)
Lineage: Eukaryota; Metazoa; Chordata; Mammalia; Artiodactyla; Balaenopteridae
Gene: FGFR1
Product: fibroblast growth factor receptor 1
Exons: 18
Coding region: 378-2849 (823 amino acids)
Biological process (GO): positive regulation of cell differentiation; multicellular organism development; positive regulation of cell population proliferation
Cellular component (GO): membrane; signaling receptor complex
Molecular function (GO): fibroblast growth factor receptor activity; ATP binding; fibroblast growth factor binding
Source: RefSeq, a predicted model, not a curated record